GUAAAGCGCACACAUCCGUGCAGGGUCAGACCUGAACGUGGAGCUGGAGCCAACAUCUGUGAGCUCUCAGAGUUUCAGGUGGACCGAAAAUGUUUCCAAAGCUCAUUUUCACCACCUUCUCCUUCUUCUUCUUCUACUUCUUCAUGUCCCUCAUCGCUCAGAUGAGCAUUCACGCUUUCAAAGUCAUCUCAUCCUCCUCUAAUACCCACCACAACAUCACAAGGGCAGCUGUUUUACAGACAUCAGCAGAGGCGUGCAGGACCCAUGUUCUGCAACAGGGUGGAAACUUCGUCCCGCCAAACUCACUGACCGCAGAGUCUCUGGCCAAAGCCUGCCUCUCUCCUGCCUCAGCCUCCACAUUAAAGUCCGCCAUCACCGAUAUCAGCAUAAGGAACGCCUGGGUGGACGGCAGACGCAUGUUCAACGUAGAGUAUCAUUUCGAUGAUGAGAGUUUCGAGCAAGCGCGCAACCUGAUCACGGAGGGAGUCUCUCUGGUGAAGGCCAGCCUCAGACUGAAGAACUAUGAGUACGCAAGACAGCGGCUGGGCGAGACCCUGCACACCUUACAGGAUUUCUACAGUCACAGUAACUGGAUUGAACUGGGAAACCGGUCUCCGUACUCCACCCUCAUCAAGUCAAGUCUGCCUCUGGACAACCUUGCAGACGUGAACACCCCAACGUGCAGCAGCUGCGAUGGCGACUGCACGGGCAACAUUCUGGAGACGAUCAUCACCCAGAAGAAACUGACUUCUGGAUAUUUCAGCCUGCGAAGCCCUAACAAACCCAAAGGGAAGUGCAGCCAUGGAGGACUAGGUGACCUGACGAGCUUGGUGACACCCAAAGGGGGCAUCAACAAGGAUGGCACCACGACCGCUCACGGCAGCCUCCACUUUGUGGCAGCAGAUGUGGCCACAGCAGCCACCAGGGAUCUUCUGCAGGACAUCAGAGAAGCAGCAGGAAAUGUUGAAUUCCUCAGACUGAUGGGAAUCUCUAAGUCGUCCUCAGUCCUCUGUUUCGUGGUGGACACCUCAGCCAGUAUGACAGAGGAAAUCGCUGAAGUCAAGCGUAUCACUUCCUACAUCAUAGACAGUAGGCGGGGCACCGUGGAUGAACCUUCCGCCUACAUCCUGGUCCCAUUCAGCAACUCAGGUUUCGGGCCAGUGUAUAAAACAACAGACCCGGCUGUGUUUAAAACUGAAGUCAAUGCUCUUUCUGCCGGCGGAGGAGGAGCAGAUGAUCUUGAAAUGAGUCUGUCUGGACUUUGGCUUGCUCUUGCAGCUGCUCCUGUGGCAUCUGAGAUCUUUCUUUUCACUGACGGAGAACCCAAAGAUGCUGAGAUGAAAAGUACAGUUCUGGCAUUGAUUGAGAGCACCAAGUCCACGGUGAAUUUUGUGCUGACCAAUCCUCGGAGCAACACGACUCGCAGCCUCUCCAACCCAGUGAACCAGGUGUACGAGGAUUUAGCGGUGGCCUCAGGUGGACUGGGCAUCGAGGUCCCCAACCAACUGCUAGCUGACACUACUAGUGCCAUCAACGACACCUCCAUCUCUUCUCUGGUCACCAUAUUUCAGACGGUGAGAGACCCGGGGACAGCAGAACCUUUCUCCUUUGCAGUGGACUCCUCUGUGAGAAACCUGACGUUCUACAUAACAGGAAAUUCAACACAGUUCACCAUCACUGCUCCCUCUGGUCAGUCUCAGUCGAGCGGUCAGUCAGACGGUUCUCUGGCUGUGAUUCAGAGCGUGGUGAACUUCCACAUGGUGCAAGUCAAAACCUCCAGCCAGGCAGGAGGGUGGACCAUCUACAUGAACUCAACUCAGCCCUACACACUCAAAGUCACCGGAAAAAGUUCAAUAAACUUCCAGUUUGACUUUGUGGAGGUUUACCAGGUGCCUCACCCCGGCUACACUGUGUUUAAAAGCAGGCCUCGAUCAGAUGGAAACGUGACUCUACUGCUGUCUAUGCUUGGCUCGGGGUCAGAGGUCCCUACAGAAGUGACCCUGGUUGAAGCCUCAGGCUCCAGGUUCCACACAAGCCUUCUGGAGGACGUGGGGAACGGAGACUUCCUGGUGACGGUGACCACAGUGCCAAAGUGGGAGUUUUAUGUACGCGUCAUUGGUCAGACCAACAUUGGUCAGACCUCUUCCUCCACCUCAGACUAUCAUUCUUUCCAGAGACAGUCGUCCACCCGGCACAGAGCUUCCAGUUUUGGUGUCACUGCUGAGAGAAAUGGAACAUGGUUUCCAGGGCAGCUGUUCAGCAUCCCUUUCACCGUGGCAACAAGCAACAGCUACAGUAACUACACCGUCACUGCCCGGAACAGUGGUCAGUACAGCAUGACGUUCCCCAGCUCUCUGACAACAGGUAGUGAUGGUAGGGCUAACGGCGUGGUGGAGCUCAGCACCCCAGGUAACGCUACAGCCGGCACUGAGGUCAUCCUCACCAUCGAGGUGACAAAGCCGGAGACAAACGACAUCAACUACGCUUUCCUGAGGCUCGCCGUGUCCAGGGCAGUGGCGCCCCCUGCUGGCCUGGCUCUCAGUCUGUGGCUUAGUGCAGGAACUCUCCUAAUCAGUCUUGUAAUCAAUAAGUAGAAACAAAACAUGACCUGUGAAUGCGGGUUUGUAUGUGGUGGUGAUUUUGAUAAAGAAGGAAAGUGGUCAGAGCGCCCCCUGCUGCUGGCGUCCAAAAUAUGACUGACAAUGAAAUUGAUGCACAUUACAGGCUAUACACCAUAAUGUGUCGCGUCACACUAUCCUGAUCAUCUGGAAAAUGGAACUGUAUGCAUUUCAUCCCUGAAGCUGGAAAAGCUUUUGAUUAAAUUCUGUGAAAGACCACACAAAAGAUCAUAUACUUGCCAAUGAAAAUCAUCUUAAAUCUAGUACAUUUUAUAUUUUUCAUUCUGAGAUUGCUGCAAUGAUAUAAUAACAACAUGAUGUACUAACAUAUGUUACAUAUUCUUGUAUAUUGUUUUGCUAUUUUGUCUACUUAGGGUUGGAUGUAUUUGUAAUGUACAUUUAUUGUUCUGUUUUAUGUAUUCAUGGUAUAUUGUACACUCAUUUCACACUGUCAUAUAUCUGCACUCUAUAUAGUCCUACAUAAUGUGGUGCUGUUGUGUGUUUCACUUUGGGGCCUGAAGAACAACAUUUCAUUCUUAUAUAUAUGUUAUGCUGAUAAAUGACAAGAACCACUUGAUUUAAUAAAAGAACUAGAAAAAUGA
This is a messenger RNA of Pygocentrus nattereri (red-bellied piranha), 3220 nucleotides long. Its product is annotated as von Willebrand factor A domain-containing protein 7-like. NCBI's taxonomy places the organism in Eukaryota, Metazoa, Chordata, Actinopteri, Characiformes, Serrasalmidae. Bases 90 to 2594 code for a protein of 834 amino acids. The record is from RefSeq and is a predicted model, not a curated record. The transcript has 15 exons.